Patiria miniata (bat star) is the source of this 1173-nucleotide messenger RNA. Its product is annotated as caspase-3-like. The transcript has 6 exons. Lineage: Eukaryota; Metazoa; Echinodermata; Asteroidea; Valvatida; Asterinidae. Gene Ontology annotation, molecular function: cysteine-type endopeptidase activity. The record is from RefSeq and is a predicted model, not a curated record. Bases 1 to 1173 code for a protein of 390 amino acids. Gene Ontology annotation, biological process: proteolysis; negative regulation of extrinsic apoptotic signaling pathway via death domain receptors.
AUGUACAUACUUUAUCCUUGUGGCAUAACAGGGAGCUCAUCUGGUAGGUCAACCUCAACGCCGAUAGGCUUUGCCCCAGGCAGUGCCAGUGCUAGCUCAACAGAAGAAGUGAUGAUCCAAGCAGACAGAAGUUUUAUUACCCUUGGAACCUGUGAAGGAAACACAUUCAACUAUGGGAGCUCAUCUGGUAGGUCAACCUCAACGCCGAUAGGCUUUGCCCCAGGCAGUGCCAGUGCUAGCUCAACAGGAGGAAGGAUUAUCCAAGCAGACAGAAGUGUUAUUACCCUUGGAAAAAGUAAAGGAAACACAUUCAACUAUGGCAAGGAAGGUCAACAAUCUUUACCAGAAUACAGGAUGGAUCGGGACCCAAGGGGGCUGUGUAUGAUCAUCAACAACGUCAAAUUUGAGGGAUCAACAGAAGACCGCAUAGGAAGCGACAGAGACGCAGUUAAACUGGCCGGUCUGUUCCAGAAACUCCAUUUUGAGGUGGACAUGGAGAAGAAUCUUACAGCCAGUGCCAUGCUUGAUUUGUUCAAGAGAGUCAGUCAGCUUGAUCAUACUGACUAUGACUGUUUUGCAUGUUGUAUCUUGACGCAUGGGGCACUGGGUCUAGUCAGCGGUACAGAUAACGAGACUCUGACGAUACAAGAGAUUCUGGAACUUUUCAAAGGAAAUUCAUGUCCAAGUCUUAACACCAAGCCAAAAAUGUUUUUCAUACAGGUAUGUUGCGUAUCAGUUAUACUUUCCCCCGCUUGUCGAGGCGACGCCGAGCAAGAAGGAGUAGAAGUUGUAGAUUUACAAGAAAUUGAUGAUGAUGAAACAAAUUCGACAAUACUCCACUUUGGAGAGACAGAAGAAGAAGAAGAAGAAGAGCCGCGUGGAGUAGGUGCUGGCAUACCCAAAACAUUCCCCAUUGAAGCUGACUUUCUUCUGAGCUAUGCCACUGUACCAGGAUAUGUCUCAUACCGUGGUAAAAAAGGCUCUUUGUAUGUCAAUGCGUUAGUAGAUCAGAUAACUAAACAUCACGAUACUACUGAUAUGCUACACAUCUUAACUGCAGUGAACAAAAGUCUGUGUAAUAUGGAUGUCCUAAGUAAGAAGGGCAUCAAGAAACAGGUUGGAGCACCUAGCUAUACAUUAAAGAAGGUUCUUAAUCUGCGUAGUUUGGAGUAG